Messenger RNA from Tilletiopsis washingtonensis, 1560 nucleotides. Its product is annotated as thioredoxin-like protein. Lineage: Eukaryota; Fungi; Basidiomycota; Exobasidiomycetes; Entylomatales. The transcript has 3 exons. Bases 78 to 1076 code for a protein of 332 amino acids. The record is from RefSeq and is a predicted model, not a curated record.
CGCGCCGCCGCGCCGCGCGCGCCGUUCAUCACCACGACCUCUCACUCUACUCCGUCCUCCUCACCCUCGCCCCAACGAUGUCCGACGCGCUCGAGCGCGCCAUCCUCGAGGGCGCAUCGGUGUCUGACGCACUAGCGGCACGCGAGCGUCGCGAGGCCGCCACGCCGCCGCGCACGCCAUCGCCGAGCACCUCUGAUGAGCUCGGCUCUGAUCUCUCGGACCACGCGCACGAAGACGACGACGCGGCAUUCGUGCCGGAGGACCGGCCCGGCGCCAACACGGGCCCCAAAGGCGUGCGUGCUGAUGCUCGCGCUGCUGCGGCGGCGACUCGUGCGCAGCGCGCAGAGCAGGUGCAGAGCACCAACGAGAGGAUGCAGCGCAUGGCCCUCACCAGCGACACGACGUGGGAGGAGGAUGUGCACGCGAGGAGUGAGGCGGCCGAGCUGGAGCAGCUGCGUGCACAGCGGCUGAAGGAGCUUCAGGCGGCACAGGCAGCGGCCGACGAGCGCAGAAGGCAACGGCUCGCCGGCGAGGGCGACGAAGAGAGAGCGCCGGGACCGCGAGGCAUCUACUCUGGCCAGGCGACGCGGAGGACAGGCGUGUUCGGACAUCUGAGAGAGGUGGAUGAGCAGGGCUACGUCGAUGCAAUCGACCGCGAGGCCAGCGGCACGAGUGUCGUUGUGCAUCUCUACGAGAAGGUGGUGCCCGCCUGCGUCAAGUUGACGCACGCCUUGGCGUCGCUGGCUCGUCUGUACCCGGCCACCAAGUUCCUGCAAGCGCGCGCCUCAGCCAUCGGCUUCGGCUCUGGCUCUGCAUCUCACGUCGCCGCGUACGACGAUGACGAAGACGUCGCUGCGCGCGAGGCGAGAGAGGACAGCGCGGCGGAGCUCGUGCCCACGCUUCUCAUCUAUCGCGCCGGGCAACUCGUGGCCAAUCUGGUGCGCGUGGAUCUGGAAGAUGGCUGGGGAGCGGGAGAGGAGAGAGAUGUGCGCGACUUGCUGGCAAAGUACGAUGCCAUCGAGAGCAAGCCGAGCAUGACAAGAGAGGCGCAAGAGGAGGAGGGAGACGACGACUGAUCCGAAAACGCACUGCUGGGCGCAAACGCCAGCUGCAAGGACGCACUCAGCUCGGCGAGCGACUGCAACUGGCGGCGUGUUGGCACUCCUCGCCGGCCCAUCUCCACGUCGCGUCUUCCUCGCGACCGUGAACAGCAAGGAGACGUUACCGCGCUGUCAAGCUCCUCACGUCGGCGUCUCGACAGGUCUGACGAGUCAAAGCCUCACGACCCCUCGUUGUUUUUCCUCGACGUCACGAGCGAAUGAUGUGCCGCGGCUGGGCCGCGGCCGUCGAGUGAUCCGCCAUGAUCUUGAACGACACUUCCUCACCUCUCGAUGGUCACCUGCGUCACGCUCUUCUAAUUCCACCAUCCUUCUCGGCGACAGCUUCAGCGUGACGUGCUCCGUCAUUCCUGCGCAGGCAGAAGUAGAGGCCAAGGAGCUGCGACCUGCCGCUUGCUGCCUAGCGUCGAGCGCCGAGUGCCGAGCGCUGCCGAGACGGGAC